GGCGUUUAGUGAAAAUUCGCAAAACCGGAGCGCUGGACGUCGGUCACCCCCUCUCUGCUCUCGGUGCACUUCGGAGCUGGCGAGAUGAACUCCAGCGGCAGCCCUGCACGAUGAUUUUUCUGGGGCAGAGACAUCUUCUUUGAAAAGCCUCAUACUGUAUUGAAGAUGGCAGAAGCAGUGUUGAUUGAUCUCUUUGGCUUGAAAUUGAACUUUGAAAAAAACUGUGACCAGACAUUACUGAAGACCUUGAAUACUAUUAGAUACAACCAUGCUACCAAGGCCAAGUUCCUUUGCAUAAUGUGUUGCAGUAACAUUAGCUGUGAAAGGGAUGGUGAACAUGAUAAUUGUGAAAUAGAAACAAGAAUUGAAUUAUCAACUCUCUUGAGAGAAUUUGAGACAGUUAGCAAUCCUAGCUUGGCUGCCUCUCUCUAUACCAUUAAACAAAAAAUUGAUGAAAAAAAUCUGAGCACCAUUAAGGUAAUUGUACCCAUACAUCGGAAGACAUUAAUAAAGGCAUUUAUUGAUCAACUCUUCACCACUGUUUACAAUUUUGAGUUUGAAGACUUACAGGUGACUUUGAGAGGAGAUCAUUUGAAACAGUCCAGUGAUAUAAAAGUCAUCACAACUCAAGAACUGGAAGCAGUUCAGAAUGAAAUAGAAACAUAUUUGAGAAGUUUGCCAGCUCUGAAAGGAGAAUUAACCAUUAUCACAUCUCCUUUGAUCUCAGAUAUUUUCAUACAUGGAUUUACAACAAGAACAGGUGGGAUAUCUUACAUACCAACUCUUAGCUCAUUCAAUCUCUUCAGUAGUUCCAGACGGAGAGAUCCCAAGGUGGUUGUUCAAGAAAAUCUGCGUAGGUUGGGGAAUGUUGCAGGAUUUAAUGUGGAGAAAUUUUACCGAAUAAAGACUGAUCAUGCCAAUGAUGUCUGGAUUAUGGAAAAGAGAGAGCCUGAGUCUUACGAUGGAAUCACCACAAAUCAGAGAGGAGUCACAAUAGCUGCUCUUGGUGCUGACUGUCUACCAAUAGUUUUUGCAGAUCCCGUCCAAAAAGCUUGUGGGGUUGCUCACUCUGGUUGGAAAGGUACUUUGUUAGGUGUUGCAAUGGCUACAGUGAAUGCUAUGCUAUCAGAAUAUGGCUGCAGUUUGGAAGACAUUGUUGUUGUACUUGGACCUUCAAUAGGACCUUGCUGUUUUACUCUUCCAAGGGAAUCAGCAAAGGCAUUUCAUAAUCUUGAUCCCGAAUGUGUACGGCUCUUUGACUCACCAAAUCCCUAUGUUGACAUCCGUAAAGCUACAAGGAUUCUUCUAGAACGGGGAGGAAUUCUUCCACGGAAUAUUCAGGACGAGUUACAAGAGCUCAACCUUUGUACAGCCUGCCAUCCUGACAAAUUUUUCUCCCAUUUCCGAGAUGGCCUUAAUUUUGGUACACAAAUUGGCUUCAUAUCAAUUAGAGAAUGAGAAACUGGACUGGAUUUUUGCCUGUUUCCUGCUUCUUU
This is a messenger RNA of Talpa occidentalis (Iberian mole), 1496 nucleotides long. It is a transcript of the gene LACC1, whose product is annotated as laccase domain containing 1. The coding region runs from base 166 to 1458 and encodes 430 amino acids. The record is from RefSeq and is a predicted model, not a curated record. NCBI's taxonomy places the organism in Eukaryota, Metazoa, Chordata, Mammalia, Eulipotyphla, Talpidae. The transcript is spliced from 7 exons. Gene Ontology annotation, molecular function: copper ion binding.